Messenger RNA from Podarcis muralis (Common wall lizard), 4189 nucleotides. RefSeq names its product alpha-2-macroglobulin-like protein 1. NCBI's taxonomy places the organism in Eukaryota, Metazoa, Chordata, Lepidosauria, Squamata, Lacertidae. The record is from RefSeq and is a predicted model, not a curated record. Gene Ontology annotation, cellular component: extracellular region. Gene Ontology annotation, molecular function: endopeptidase inhibitor activity.
CUUCAGGUACCAGCCUUUGUUGCCCAGAAAACAGAGAGCUACUACAUUCCAUUGGAAGGAGAAAUGGCCCGUGUUCACAUCCUAGUCCUACAGGGUGACAGAGUGAGCUUUAAGGGUUCAAAGAAGGUGCAGGUCAAGAGCUCUCCCACAAUUAACCUGAUGGAUCUAGACAAGCCCUUUUACAAGCCUGGAGAGAGAGUAAAACUUCGAAUUGUGCAGCUUGAUGAACAAUUUAAGGUCCGCAAUAAAUCUAUCCCUUUGCUAGAGCUGAGAGAUCCUAAUGGGAACCGAAUAGGCCAAUGGGUAGACGUGAAGCCUCACCAUGGCAUUGUGGAUCUGUCUUUCCCUCUGGCCUCGGAAGCGGCCCUGGGAUCGUAUACCUUCAAAAUGGGAGAGGACUACAGAAAUAGGAAAGCAUUCACUGUGGAGGAAUAUGUGCUGCCUAAAUAUGAAGUGCUGUUUGAACUUCCGCAACUUGUCACCAGAGCAGAUGAAGAAGUUCAAGUCAAAGUGCUUGGCAGGUACACAUAUGGGAAGCCUGUUUGUGGGAAAGUAGAUCUACAUGUAACUCGAGACACAUCAUUUUACUUUUUUUAUGACACGCCAGUGAGACAACUCGAUGCAAUUCAAAUGCACCACACAGGCCAGACAGACAAGAAUGGUUAUGUUUCUUUCACAAUUAAUGCAACCGAUUUAAAGCUGCCUGAGAGAGGCUAUACGGAUUUUGUUCGGCUUUCUGCGGAAUUUGAAGAAGAAGGAACAGGAGUGAAAGUCGCAGGAACCGGUGGCUUCUCUGUUGCCGCCAGAGUAGCAAACGUGCAGUUCCUAAAUCUCAAUCCAUUCUAUAAGCAUGGAUUUCCAUACACUGGAAAGAUGAAAUGCACCAUCAACGACGCACCCUUCAAGAAUGAGACGGUCUAUCUUACUGUCGAUGUCAAUGACGUGGAGACAAACCUUCCUUACCGCACAGAUGAGAAUGGCGAAGUUGCUUUCUCCUUGGACACAACAGAAUGGAAAGAUACCUCGGUUUCUCUACGGGGCAGGUACACUAUUUUAAAGCAGCCUGGGGCCAUUUCCUUUGACUUCCUGGAGACAAUACGGAAUGAAGCUUUCGUAUGGCUGAUGCCCUUCUACUCAGAAAGCAACAGUUUCCUCGAGAUCCAGCAUGUGGAGGAAGAGCUGCCCUGUGGAAAAGACCAGGAAGUGCUGGUGGAUUACAUCCUUGAUCGGAAAGAGCUGGGCCCGGAAGCCGACCACGUAGAUUUCUAUUACUUGGUUGUGUCCAAAGGGAAGAUUGCCUUCAGUGGAAAGAAGCAGGUGCCAAUUGGCCAGGAUGAGACUCUGAAAGGCACCUUCUCCCUCACCUUGUCUACGAGCUCUGACCUGGCACCCACAGUCAGGCUUCUGCUGUACGCUGUGUUUCUGGAUGGCGAGGUGGCGGCUGACGUGGAUAAUUUCAGAAUAGAGAAGUGCUUCAAACACAAGGUGACUCUGGGCUUCUCUGAGACAGAGGAACUUCCAGGGGCAAAGGUCAACCUGCAAAUCGAAGCUGCCCCUGGUGCAUUGUGCUCUCUCCGUGCUGUGGACAAAAGUGUCGCGCUGAAGGAAAAUGCAACACUGACCCCAGAGGAAGUGUAUCAACAUAUUGAGUCUAGUCUGAUUGGCUCCAGAGGGUUUUACUUUGACCUGGAAGACUUUGAGCCAUAUCCUUGUCUACCUUCUGAGGGUCCAAAGACAAAACGGUCCAUUAUGGCCCCCUGGUUCCAAACCCAGGCUGAUGCCUACAGCCUGUUCAAACAAUUAAAUAUGAAAGUUAUAACCAACACCAAAAUGAAGAAGCCAGUGUCCUGUAGAUUGCCAGAAAUGGCACCUGUUCGCUAUAGCUUAGGAGGAGGAGUAGGUGGCAUUGCACCGGGUGCGCCUAAUGUUGCUUCCAGGAGUGAAGUGGUGCCUGAGGCUUUUUCUUCAGUCCCCGGGAAAGCAGAGGAAGCCAAACCCAGGACAUACUUUCCAGAGACUUGGGUUUGGGCUCUGGUCCCUAUCAACGAGGAGGGGAAAGCAACUUACCCGGUCACCGCUCCAGACACGAUCACGGAGUGGAACGCUGAUGCCUUCUGUGUGGCUGACAUUGGCUUUGGACUCGCCCAGCAAGCCAAGUUCCGGGUCUUCCAGCCUUUUUUUGUGGAUAUGAGCCUGCCGUAUUCUGUGGUCCGUGGGGAGACCUUGCUGCUAAAGUCCACUGUCUUCAAUUACAUGAAGGAAUGUAUCCAGGUGAGAGUGAAGCUGCUGGAGUCGCAGGAGGUGGACGUGAAACCAUGCCCAGCCUGCCAGUUCAGCACCUGCCUCUGUGCUGAGGAGGCCCACACCUUCUCCUGGAACGUGACGGUGACUCAGCUGGGGCACGUCAAUCUCUCGAUCACCGCCGAGGCAGAGGAGACGCAUGAGCUGUGUGGCAAUAAGAUCUCCACCACACCUGCACGAGGCCGGUCAGACACAGUGGUCAAAUCCCUGCUGGUCAAGCCAGAAGGCGUCCUUGAAGAAGAGACCCACAAUGCCUUCCUCUGCUCUUCAGGGGACCCAGUUCAUGACGAGGUUUCUCUAAAGCUGCCUGGAGCUGUUGUGGAGGGCUCUGGCCGAGCUACCGUCUCCUGCAUUGGAGACAUUAUGGGUGCUGCGCUAGAAAAUAUAGACCAGCUACUUCAAAUGCCCUUUGGCUGUGGUGAGCAGAACAUGGUAAAAUUUGUUCCCAACAUGUUUGUCGUCCAAUACCUGGAGAAAACCAACCAAGUGACUCCUGAGAUCAAAGAGAAGGCAAUAGAAUACAUAAAGAGUGGGUACCAACGCGAGCUGCUCUACAAACAUGACGAUGGCUCCUACAGUGCCUUUGGGAAGAGUGAUGCCGAAGGCAAUACAUGGCUGACAGCUUUUGUGGUUAAGGCCUUCGGCCAUGCAAAUGCCUAUAUCUCUGUUGAUGAGAAGCACAUUCAGGAUGCUGUAGGCUGGCUGGGGAAGCACCAACUUCCCAGCGGCUGCUUUGAAAGUGUGGGGAGGCUCUUCAACAAUGCCCUGAAGGGUGGCGUGGAUGAUGACUUCUCACUAACAGCUUACAUUGCUGCCUCAUUGCUGGAACUGGGCAAGAAUGAUACCAUGGUAGAGAACGCCUUAGCCUGCCUUAAGAAGAACUUAACUUCAGCAGAGAGCAGCUAUUCCAAGGCUUUGCUAGCUUAUGUCUUCACUUUGGCUGGAGACACAGAAAUACGGAAUCAGCUCUUAACAACCUUAGAUGAACAGGCUGAAAAAACAGAUGGGGCCAUAUCCCUCUCAGAUGUAGAGACAACAGCCUACUUUCUCUUGAGUUACCUCUCCAAACCAGAGGUGUCCACAGAUGAAAUCAAAUAUGCCUCCCAGAUUGUGCGUUCCCUCACCAAAGCACAGAAUCCAUACGGAGGCUUUUCUUCCACACAGGACACAGUGGUUGCCCUGCAGGCUUUACCCAAGUACGCAGCCUUGACCUAUCGUGAAACAGGCGAUGUGAAGGUCCUGGUGAAAUCCAGUGGGGGUUUCCGGCACGAAUUCCAUGUGGACAAGCAGAACCGGCUGGUGUUGCAACAGGCGCCUCUCGCAGAGGUUCCUGGUCAAUACAAAGUGGAGGUGUCAGGGGACGGCUGUGCUUAUGUGCAGACUACCCUUCGAUUUAACUACUCACCUGAAAAGACCAAUGUUUUUGCUUUGAGUGUGGAGACGUCGCCAAAGGAAUGCAACGAGGUUUCCAGGAAAUUUUUCGACAUCCAUCUACACGUGAGCUACACAGGUCAACGGAAGACAAGCAACAUGGCCCUGAUAGAAGUGAACUUGGUAUCAGGAUUCAUACCGCUGAAGAAGUCUGUGAAGAAGCUGGAAGGGAAAGCCAACGUAAAGAAGGUGGAAUUUGACCCCGACAAGAUCAGCAUCUACCUGGAUCAGUUGGACAGCACUGUUCAAACCUAUGUUUUCUCUGUGGAGCAGGAAAUUGACGUGCUGGAUCUUAAGCCAGCGAUAGUGAAAGUCUAUGAUUAUUACCACCCAGAUGACCAUGCAGCUGUCGAAUAUAAUGCCCCCUGCAGCGCAGAAACCACAAAGGAAGAUAACCACUGAGACAAUCGACCAUUGUAGCUGAAACACCCCAGUGAACAAAGAAAUUGUUACAAAA